ACAGUAAGCAUGGCGGGAAGAGCUUCGAUCCGACCCUUGAACGCUCAAUAAAAAUGGCGACAGCACUUCCUGUACUUGCCCUCAACAAAGAUGGUGUCAACACUUCCUGUUUAGGGUUUUCGCCAUUAACAAAGAUGGUGCUUAUGGGGCAGGUUCCCUAACAGUCAGGAUUCCGGUUGCAGUUUUUCUCCCCCGCCCCAAAGAUACGUGGUUGCAGACGGAGAAAUGGAGGCCAGAGACAAACAAGUACUCCGCUCACUUCGCCUGGAGCUGGGUGCAGAGGUAUUGGUGGAGGGACUGGUUCUUCAGUACCUCUACCAGGAAGGAAUCUUGACGGAAAACCAUAUUCAAGAAAUCAAUGCUCAAACCACAGGCCUCCGGAAAACAAUGCUCCUGCUGGAUAUCCUACCUUCCAGGGGCCCUAAAGCAUUUGAUACAUUCCUAGAUUCCCUACAGGAGUUUCCCUGGGUCAGGGAGAAGCUGAAGAAGGCAAGGGAAGAGGCCAUGACCGACCUGCCUGCAGAGAUGAGGAAACUGAGGCCAAAGGAUUCUGUUACUUGCCUGGCUUCACAGCUCACCUGGAGAUUCUGAACUGGCAUCUUCCUCUCUCUGCCAUCACCCCAGACCCUAUCCUCUUUCCUCUACACCAGUGGUUCUCAACCAAAGGCGAUUUUGCCUUCCAGGGAACAUUUGACAAUGUCUGGAGGCGUUUUUGGUUGUCACAAUUCUGUGUAUGUGUGUGGGUAGACGGGGGGCAGGGGAUAAUGUUGGCAUCUAGUGAGUAGAUAACAGGGAUGCUGCUAAACCUACAAUGCUCAGAUGGCCCCUAACAAAGAAGUAUGUUGUCCAAAAUGUCAAUAGUGCAGAGGGUGAGAAGCCCUGGUCUAUACAGAGCUCAGCAGUCCAGAGCAAUUGCAACCUCUGGGAGUUGCCAAGAGCUCCUCUGCCCAGCAACAGGCUUGGCCUCUCUCCUGUGGCUGCCACAAGAGUUAAAGCCACUGUCUAGAAUGCCCUUUGGCAGUGGCCAAGUGUCCCCUGCAGAACUGACUGCGGGACAUGCGGUGCAUCAGCCGGAGCUGAUGUGUUUUAUAAUUUAUAGUCACAGGGCGCCUGUCUUCAUUUAGCAGCAGGCCUGCUGGCAGCUUCCCUGCCAGGGAGGAAGCAAGUUCCACAGAGGCCCACAGCCCCCGCCAGCUGACAGCCCGUGGUAUUUGGGGACGGCUGUUGCUCAGAGACACCUGGGAAUAGGCCGGGGCCGAGAUGGCGCUGAGCACUCGGUCUUCCCUUCAGACCCAUCCGUCAGCAGUGGUCCCUGCCAGAAGAUGGCCUAUUGAACAUUUCCAGAAAUAGCACAGCCAAGCCUGUCAACUGCUUUCUUGGAAAUACAUUCAAUAAGGAUGGCGGUCCUCCAGCAGGGAGAGCAGAAAGCCUGGCCUGGAUCAGUCUGCUGAGAAACAGCAAUGCCUGGCUACAGGCCAUGUCAGUGCCUUGGGAAAGGGGAGCAGUUCUCAUGGGACUUCCCAAGCCCUGCAGCCUCUGAAGUCACUUCAAAAUGUUCUCAGUAUGGAGGGAGAGAGUCACACCUUGCAGAAGGCCUUAGGCCCUGCCGACUUCUUCUAACUCGGUGACCUGCACAUCUUGCUGUGUUUGUUCAGACACCCCGCAGACAGGAAGGCGAUUCAGGCUUGGAAGCAAGGUAUUAACUGUCAGCAGAGAGAGACCUCUGCAUCAUCUGGGGAACGUUUAUUUGCAGUCCCUCCUCUUGUGAGCUUCACUCCCAAGUAGAACCAAAGGAGCAUCAGCAGGGGGAGUAUUUUCUUCCCCAAUCCUUCGGUCAUUCCUGAGAUACAGGAAAUACAAGGCAAAGAUGUCAUAUUGAAAGAAAAGCUUAUAAUUUCUACUCCUUCCCUCCCCACUUCCCACAGAAUUAACUUUCCCUUAACUUCCCUAACAGGGGCCUGACAUUGCGGUUUGAAUUCAGCCACCCUGGGAAUCUGCACCCUGAGCUUUCUCCAAUUUCUGGGAUGGCACAGUGAUGGCAGGGCUUAAGAGUGCCUUAAGAAGGCCAGCUGCCUUUAAAAACAAGCUCCUGGAAGAUGUAGGUGUCACAUAAAAGCAAGAGACCAAAAACUCUCUGCAAUUUGGGGUGUUCAGGAAAUGUUGAUUAAUCACAUUUUUUAAAUUAUAAGAGACUGCUGGACAUGGUGGCUCACUCCUGUAAUCCCAGCACUUCAGGAGACCCAAGUGAGAGGAUUGCUUGAGCCCAAAAGUUCAAGACCAGCCUGGGCAACAUGGCAAAACCUCACCUCUACAAAAAAUCUAAAAAUUAGCCAGGUGUGGUGGUGUACACCUAUAAUCCCAGCUACUUGGGAGGCUGUGUGGGAGGAUUCCUUGAGCCCAGGAGACUGAGGCUGCAGUGAACCAUGAUAGUGCCACUGCACUCCAGCCUGGGUUUACAGCAAGACCCUGUCUCAAAAAAAAGUGUAAGACAGUUACCAGGUUUAUUAUAAAAAAUUCAUGGGACCUGGUUUUAUUUGCAAGAGCCACUGACUCUCAGGACAAACAAGAUUUGAAGCCCACACUGAGCUAUAGGUGGAGGCAGGGCUGUGAGAAUACAAUACAGGAUGCCCAGUUAAAUUUAAAUUUCAGGUAAGCAAUAAUAUUUUUUGUAUAAUUGUAUUCCAAAUAUUAUUAUUAUUUAUCUGAAAUUCAGAUUUAAUGGGCAUCAGGUGUUUUGUUCAAUCUGUUCACUCCAUUUGGGGUAUAAAUUGAUCUAGUUGUUAAACUGGUAACAGGGAACACUGACACAUAUUCAAUACAUAUGAAAGACGAUACCAGUUAAGAGAAGAAGAAGGAGAUUAGCAAUGAAGAGGGAAAGCGAGAGAAAUACCAGGAAGAAAAGGAGAUGGGCAUAGCGAAGGAGAAAAAGUUCCAAAUGAAAGAGAAACAGGAAGUGCUGAGGAGAGAGAAGAAAACAGGAAUGUUUCUGAAGGACCAAAAAUGUUUGAUAAAUUAUGACUGUUACACAGAGAGCCAUCUCCCUGGGAAAUGCUGUUGAGUUGGCUAACCACUGUUCCUGGAUCUGCAGCUCUUUGUUCUGUCUGGUAAAACACACAGUGACCACUAGGGAGAAAUGACUCUCUAAGCCACAGUACCAUUAUCUGGAUCACUAUUACCCCAGGCUCAGGUUGUUAAAUAAAAUUUAUAGGAGGCCAUUGCUUUGGACAGAGUCCUUCCGCUGUGCUCCAACAGACCAAAGCAAACCAGAAUAGUGUCACUUGUGCUACCUGACAUGUGCUCAAACUGAACUUUAAAACGGGCCAGUUUUCCAAAAAUCAGGAGAUUUACAGCAACCAACUGAAAGUGAAGUGGUGUCAUUCGUCUGGGGUGAUACCUGAGGUUCACUGCCUCAUGCCAAAGAAAUCGAGGACGCAGACACACACAGAGUGAGUUUAACAGGUGAAAGAAAGAGAACAGGUCUCUCUCCUGCAGAGAGGGGGAUUCUCGAGUAGGUCUUCCGGUUCCAUGGUGAAAUGCACAGGGUUUUAUAGAUGAUCUUGAGGAGGCAGUGUCUGAUUUACAUAGGGCCCAAAGGUUGGUUGGACCAGGUGUGUCAUUUACAUAACGUGCGAAGAAGAUGGCUACCCCACCCUAAUCUUUUAUUAUGCAGAUAUGUGCCAUAUUGCCUGUUUCUUUACUGUACACGUGGUGACAAAGAAAAGGGAAGAUGGAGCCUCCAUGCUGAACAUGCCUGGUCCCCGGGUAGCCUUUUCCUAUUGGCAUAGCUGCCAGCAUUCAUCCAUGCAAGCUUCCAAUUUGCUUAUCUAUGUUUGCAGCUCAAAUUUUCAGGCCAUUCUUUGUUAGAAAAGAAAUGAUUCGGGGGCUGCUUUUUAUUAAAAGGGUAACCUUGCUAAGGACUCUCUUACCCUCACUAACUGCCUAAUUUCUUUCUAGCUCCUGUAUCAAAAGGGUCCCCAUCCACCUGCACAGGCAUGAGAGGGAAGUCCCCUGUGUAUAAACCCUUUAAGGAAAGUAACUUUGAAAUGACCAAGCCGCUUCAUGUUUCUUGAUCUUGCUAUCCCCAGGCUUUUCUGCCCAUCCAUCUGCUCGGUUCUUCAAAGCACCUUUUCUAUUUUAUAGAUAAGAUGCUGCCUGAUUCACAAAUUGAUAAUAAAAACCAACUGGACCUUUAAA
This is a messenger RNA of Gorilla gorilla gorilla (western lowland gorilla), 4194 nucleotides long. It is a transcript of the gene CRADD, whose product is annotated as CASP2 and RIPK1 domain containing adaptor with death domain. The coding region runs from base 226 to 591 and encodes 121 amino acids. The record is from RefSeq and is a predicted model, not a curated record. Gene Ontology annotation, biological process: positive regulation of apoptotic signaling pathway; cellular response to mechanical stimulus. Gene Ontology annotation, molecular function: death domain binding; protease binding. Gene Ontology annotation, cellular component: cytoplasm. NCBI's taxonomy places the organism in Eukaryota, Metazoa, Chordata, Mammalia, Primates, Hominidae. The transcript has 3 exons.